Messenger RNA from Topomyia yanbarensis, 1889 nucleotides. RefSeq names its product juvenile hormone esterase-like. The transcript has 2 exons. NCBI's taxonomy places the organism in Eukaryota, Metazoa, Arthropoda, Insecta, Diptera, Culicidae. Bases 16 to 1833 code for a protein of 605 amino acids. The record is from RefSeq and is a predicted model, not a curated record.
CGAUAACAUUUCGAGAUGACCAUUUUGCCGGCGAAAAAAAAAAAAUUAUCGGUGAAAUUGCCGUCUCAUGCGGCCGUCGAUCUAAUCAAGUCCAACCUGUUUAUAAAGGUCUCCUGCAACGCCAUAGUUGCAUUCAGUCUGUGGAAUAUGUUCACGCUUCUAACAUUAGUAGUACUGGCGGUCUCCGCCGGUUGGGCUCAGGACGCUAGUCGACCAAUUAUUGCAACAACUGGUGGCCAUGUUCAAGGCAUCACGGCCAGCUGUGGCCUGUUCUGCAGUUAUUUCCAGUUCAAUGGAAUUCCCUAUGCUGAACCACCGGUAGGUGAUCUACGCUUCCGCAAUCCAGUGCCACAUGGAGGUUGGACGGGUGUCCGCGAUGGUACCAACUUCGGGGAAAACUGUCCCGUACUAAGUGUCCUUAGCGAUUAUUCUGGAAGUGAAGAUUGUUUGUUUAUCAAUGUAUACACGCAGAACAUUAUCGGAUCACGACCGGUUAUGGUGUGGAUUCAUGGUGGUGCCUUUGUUGCCGGUUCCGGAGACGCUAGAAUGUAUGGGCCGGAUUUCCUGGUGCAAGAAAAUGUAGUCGUCGUGUCAUUCAAUUAUCGUCUGGGAAUUCUUGGAUUCUUCAGCACGGGAGAUACCCACGCUCAAGGAAACUGGGGUAUGAAGGAUUGCGUGGAAGCUCUUCGUUGGGUUCGCGAUAAUAUUGCUGCCUUUGGCGGUGAUCCGAACAACAUUACAAUAUUUGGAGAAAGUGCUGGUGGCGCUGCAGUUCAUUUCCUAGUUCUGUCCCCGAUGGCUGCAGGGCUUUUUCACAAGGCAAUCGCCCAAUCAGGCACAGCGCUGUCUCCUUGGGCUUUCCAAUACAAUCCAGUGGAAAUGUCGCGCAAUAUUGCUGAUGCCUUUGGAUAUCCUCACGACACUGCAGAAUUAACACGUCUCUUACGUUACACUCCAAUUCCAAACUUCGUUGAUCUUCAGCGACUGCCAACAGAUAUUCCCAUUCCACGAGGCUUCAAACCGUUCGAGUUCGUCCCUAGUGCUGAACCAGUGAAUUCUGCGGAACCAACCUUCCUGACGCAACGUCCGAUAGAAGUCUUGCGUUCUGGAUCAUAUAACCAUGUCCCGUUGAUGAUCGGUUACACAAGCAUCGAAAGUUUGUUCAUGGUCCGCGAACAUAAUAUUGACUCGACAGUAUGGAAUGAGUUCAGUCGCAAUCCGCAUUUCUUCGUGCCCCACUACUGGAACAUCCCCGUCGGAACCGCUGGAUCUAGCGCAGUCAGCCAAGCAUUCCGUGAUUUCUACUGGCAAGAUCAGACGCUCGGUCCGAACAUUAUGUUCGAGUGGGCCAAAUUUCACACGGAUCAGCAGUUUAUCUACCCCGUAGACAAAACCGUAGCGUUGACGGCACCUACCAACACUCAACCAACCUAUUACUACCAGUUUAGCUUUGAUGGUGACUUGAACCUGUUGAAACGAUUGCUAUUGCUCAGCGAAUUCCCAGGAGCCAUGCAUGCAGAUGAGCUUCCCUACCUAUGGUCAAUAACAAAUCUACCGGUAUCACCCGUUCUUCCCGGCAACCACGCCCUCACCGUUCGUCAGCGAAUGGUUAGACUUUGGACGAACUUUGCCAUCACAGGCAGUCCGACACCGAACUCUGACACCAACCUUCAAAAUAUUCACUGGGCACCCGUGAACGAGAACGAUAUGGCCUAUUUAGAUAUAGGUCACGAUCUCGUAACCGGCAACCGACCAAAUCAAGCACGCCUUGAUCUGUGGAAAGACCUAGAGGAACGGUACGCCAACGAUCCGUUCUUCUAUCCGUAUCAAUAGAUUACGUCCAAAUGCUCUGUUUAUUGAUCAAUAAAGAUGAGGUUUUCUUUAGCAAA